This is a messenger RNA of Gopherus flavomarginatus (Mexican gopher tortoise), 3315 nucleotides long. It is a transcript of the gene SPIDR, whose product is annotated as scaffold protein involved in DNA repair. The coding region runs from base 84 to 2951 and encodes 955 amino acids. The record is from RefSeq and is a predicted model, not a curated record. The transcript has 20 exons. NCBI's taxonomy places the organism in Eukaryota, Metazoa, Chordata, Testudines, Testudinidae. Gene Ontology annotation, cellular component: nuclear chromosome; nucleoplasm. Gene Ontology annotation, biological process: double-strand break repair via homologous recombination; regulation of establishment of protein localization to chromosome.
UCGGGCUCCGCGCGCCCCCUUCCGGGGUUUCCCUGUCACGUGGCAAGGGAGCGGCUGUUGCAGCGUAAGGGGCCGGGGGAGCUAUGCCCGGUAGGAAGAGGAAACGAGCUUGGGAUGCUGAAUGUACAUCUUUUCCAGAUGAGACACCUCUAAGGUUGAGAAAAGCAAAUGCUGGGACAGCAAUGGUGGCUACUUCCAUUUCCAAUGCAUGGCUUAAAUGUGGCGAUGGAUUUCAGAGCACUUCCAUGCUUGAGACAUCAGAAUCUCCUGAAAAGAAGUCUAGAGGUGAUAAGCAUCUUGGGCCACUGCUUACCUCUGCUGAAGGAACACUAGGAGUUUCUGCUGCUGUGAACCCAGAGGAGUUUGCAGACAUAAUAUGGAGCUCCAGUGGCAGCGACUUCUCAGAUGAUGAGAAUAAAAUAUUGAUUUCAAGGUUGUAUAACCAAAAGAGUCAUGGUUCCAAAGCACAGAAAUCUUACAGCAAGCAUAACUUAUUGUCCGAGGACAGGAGUAGCGAAGGUGAACUACAGUUCAUUGACUGGGAGAAAGACAGUGAUCCUGGGAAUAGUGGUGAUGAAUGCAGUGGAUCAGGAAAAGAUGACAGUGCAUUGGACAUAUCAGACUCUGAUUCCUGUGGAAGCAGUAAUUAUCCGCCCCUUGAAGAGAAGGAAGGUGAACUUCUUAAGACAGUUUCUACAGAAAUUUCUGAAUAUUCAUCUGAGAGUGAAAACCUGGAAGAAGGCCAGGGGGACACAGAGUCUUCUAAUUUUGGAUUUAGCAAAAAGCUACAAUCGAGUUCUGAAGCAGAUCUGGCACAGGCGACAGGCAGAUCUGCAAGUGACUGGCUAAAAUCGGCACAGGCCUUUCUGCAGACACCUAAGAAACAAUUAGAUAAGACCUCAAGGACUCCAGAAGAUUCUGCAAAGAAAAGGAAAUUGCUGAGGGGAGGGCUAGCAGAGAGGUUAAAUCGGCUGCAGAACAGAGAGCGAUCUGCCAUUAGCUUUUGGCAACAUCAAUGUGUUUCAGAGUAUAAAACCUCUUCAGGAGGCAAAUCUGGUGUAUUAAUUGUGAAGAUCUUGGAGGUACAUGAGGAGUGCACUAUACAAGUUGCUCUCUGCCAGCAUUUGGGACAGCUAUCUACUGACAGCUCCUCUGAAGAUGUUGUCGUUGAUACUGAGCCCAGAGUCAAAGUUCUCUUUACAAAGGAAACAGCAGCUCACCUCAAGGGAGGCCCACAGGAUAUUGUCCACAUCUAUCCUCCCUGGCAAAAGCUCCUUCUCCAUAAUGAAAAUGUCCCUGUUAUCAUGAAUACAUAUUUUAGUCAGAAGAUUCUUCUCAAAGAUCAUGCGGAAGUGAAAGAUAGGACACGUUGUCCAGAGAAGUUGCAUAUUAGAAGGAACGUUAUAUCUUUGGCACAAAUAUUCAGAUUAAAUGGCCUCAGAGACAGUCUGCCACAGGAAUCUGCAGUUAAUCAGGUUGGUUGUACCAAUAUGAUUACACCAAAGACUGUACAGACUAACAGCAACCCUGAGUCCAAACUACAUCCCUUUGCACUCAGUGCUCCAAAUGACUCUCUCCUAGAAGUGGUGGAAAGCCAGGGAGCAGCGGGGUGGAAGGAAGUGCAGGUACAAGUGGUUGUCCAAAGGGCGUAUUAUCUGCCUUCAAGAGAGGGUUUCAGAUGUCAGCUUCAAGGAAAUAACCCAAUUCGUUAUGCAACGCCAAUCUUAAAUUCGGAUCUGCCAAAUGUUAGAUUAUGCCUCCUUGUUCAGGAUGCCUAUGGAAUGUUCAGUGAAGUGCAGUUGCAGACCCUCUGUUCUUCAGAGGACAUUGAACAGCAUAGCAGGAGAUGGGAAGGAAAAUCCUGCACGUUAGCUGGAAUAAGAAUUUUGCAGAGAACCACAAGGGGAAGGGCAUUGGGACUUUUCAGUCUGAUAGACAGUUUGUGGCCUCCAUUAGUGCCUCUGAAAGUUCCUGGUCAAAGUCAAGACUGUGAAGCGAUUAAAACUAACCUUCCUCCUCCCAGCUUCUGUUACAUUCUUACAGCUCAACCUGAUCCAAGACAUGUCAAUAUAGGUGAGGAAGGACAGAUUUCCAAUUUCUACCUGCCCCCAACUAUACGUAGUCUAAAGGAAAUUCUUCAGGUCGGUGAUUUUAAUCAACGUUGUUGCUUUUGGGCACAAGUUAUAUAUCGAAGGCUGCAGGUAAAAUGUAGUGUUUCUGUGGGUCAAAGGGAGUUGUGGUUAUUUGUGACUGACUUGGCACUGCAGAGCGGGACUAAAGACAACUGUGGAACUCCAAAGACUGUACCUGUAUAUUUUGCUUCAUCAUGUGUUCUUGGUGAGAAAGUUAUGGAGGCACUCACCAAUGCAUCCCACUGUGUUAUCUUCUUCAAGGAUGCUUUGCGAGGAAAUGGUAGGAUCAUUUGUGUUGAACGUACCAUUCUCUCCUUACAAAAGCCCCUUUUGUACAUGGCUGCAAAGGCUGACUUUAGUGAGCUGUCUAGCCCUGUCAAACUAGAUGAACUGGAUUCUACAACACAGGCCAAUUCCAUUUGUACCGUAAAAGGCACCAUCUCUGGAGUUAACAAGAACACUGCCUUCUCUUGGCCCACAUGUAACAGAUGUGGCAAUGGAAAACUGGAGCAGCAUCCACAGGAUGGGGGAUCAUAUUACUGCAGCCUGUGCUCCCAAAUUUUACCAGUUCUCAAAAUGCAACUGGAAGUCUUUCUGCACUGUCCAUCCCGACCUCAUUGUACAGUAAAAGUAAAGCUCUUACAAGAAACAAUUUCUUCUGUCCUGAUGGCAUCAUCCAGUGAGGAUGGGAGUUAUGAGGUGAAGAGUGUGCUGGGAAAGGAGGUGGGGUUAUUAAACUGCUAUGUCCAGUCUGUAACCAACCAUCCUAGCUGUGUUGCAUUGGAGGAAAUUGUCCUUCUGGAAGCAAGAAGAAACUAACCUGAAUGCUGUCAGCUACUAUAUCUAUGGACUUUGUAAUGUGGUUAUUUGAUAACUAUGCCCACAGAUAAUGUAUAAUGCAAGCAUGAUAAGUAGUGAGGUAGUUUACUAAAACUGUGAUUUAGAAAAUAUAUUAUUGCUAAACAAACUAUGUAAAAAAAAAAUUCUGAAUGUUUAUAUUGUUCUUGAUCAGUCCGGAAGUUGAGUAUAGUUCUUGAGAGUUCUGUUGGAAUAAAUGUUCAUGAAUGUAAAACAACUUGUCCUGGAGGUUUGAAUGUUUGUAAAGCAUGUUUUUGGUGAUAUUUUUAUAAUAGGUGUUAUGAAUAUUUUAAUUUUGUGUGUAUCAAAAGAAUAAUUUUUUAAA